CCGUCUCCUCCGCCUUUUCCUGCUUCUCUGCCUCGCUUCGUACGGGACCUUCAGCGGCCCAGGGAUCGUCAACGUGUCCGCGUAUGCCCUGCCACGUUCGCGUCGACUGCUCACCGAGCCCAGUUAUCCUCACCACUCACACGCGCCGGCGCUGGCGGCAGCUGCCCCCCCGGGUCGCCCAACAAGCUUAAACGAGGAAUGGCUGGUCUCUUGAGGCUUGUUUGCAUAACUGGCUUUGGGCGGAUGACUUCCCAUACUCCAACUUUUUCUGCCGUUUAUCCUCUCCCUAUGCCUAUGCUGCUGUUAACCCUCCAUUUUCUUCAUUGCCUCUAAUUGUCAAUCAUAUCCACUCUCAGGGGGGAUACCCCUAGCUAUCCGAGCUUCAGUCAACUGCGAUAUCCCCUUUAAUAUCACCAGUCCGGAGCUUCAUCACGACUACGUCCAAGAAAAAACGCCGACGGUCUCAUUCAUCAAUCUUGAUCGACGUCACUGUUCCUUGGUGAAGCUUCAAGGGGCCUGGCAUCGUCCGACCUCAUAAACCCCCUCAGCCACACCCUUCCUUCGACCUGUCCGCUAACCGCCUAGCCUACGGAUACGCUUGUCACGCUUGUCUCUCCCGAGCCCCAACUCCUAAAAGAGGUCCCGGCCACCCUAACCGUUGUUCUAUUGUGACACUCGUAUCUGGAAAAGACUAGGGGACCAGCCUCCAAAGUGGGCAAGUCUCCAAGCAAGUUCUCCAAGAGAAAAAAGAGAGAAAAGGACGAACAGACGAAAAGCUUGAACUCCACCCUGCUGAAACGCGACGCAUUGUCGCCACAAGGCUUAGGACCUCGGAAUACCUCAACUCAACUCAACCCGCGACCCCUGCCAUCUGCCCUCUGCCCGUUGGACCUUUCGAUCUUUCUUCGCCGACGUCUUUCGUGCGGUGUGCUUCGCCUCGAGUUUCUGUCCGUACACUCUCAAGGUCACCACACCCGCGUCUUCCAACGCCUCUGCAGAAGGACACGGGCUACGGAUCGUGUUACUGGUUGCUGCUGCUUGUCUGCUUGCUGCUUCUGCUGCGGCUGGCCGUCAGAGAACUGUGCGCUCUGCCUCAACCCGGCUUGCAUCAUUCUACUUUUCCCUCUCUCCCUCACUCUCUUUUUGAGUUCAGCUCCGCGGUCAACCCGUGUCUGCCAUCUCCCGUCUGGCCUCUUCCUAAGAGCGGUUGAGGGAAGAGCUGAUACGAUACGAGUCGUUCUGGGCCGAACAUCCGCGAACCCCAGACAGAAGCCUCCCAGGCCUCCCAAACGAACGAAUCCGUCCAUUCAUCCAACGUCUCUUCUCCCACCACCGCCAAUCGCCACUACCACCACACUUUGUAUCCUCUUUAUGUCAGCCUACCAUCGAUCCUGGAUGCUUGUUCUCACCUCCUCCGUUCAUGCUAUCCCGCCCAACACUGCUACCGGGCCAUAGGCCGUCUUUUGCGCCGUCCCUCUGCCGUUGAGCGUGCAACAUCAAUCUUGGGACGAAAACGAAACUUUGCGCCGCACGUCUCUCCUCUGUCUCUCUCUCUUCUCUCAGCUCAGCUCACGUAGCACUCCGCCUCAUUCAACCUCACUCUCACGAGAGCUAUCCGCUCACAGCUCUUUUCUCAUCCCUUCCCUUUCUUCCUUUCCUCCCCCUCCUCCCUUUCCCUCGCAUCAUACGGCCAGGUCACCGCCGUAUAACACAUCGUCAAACUGUCUCCAUUCCUAUCUUCUCCCCCCGGCUCACCCCCGAUGCCGACUCCGCCGACAGAGGAUGACCGCCAGCGGCGGAUCAUCCAGUUUGCGGAGGAAUGGGGUCUCGAGCCCCCGCCGUCGCCGACGCCCCUGACGCGGCCCUCCAGCCCCCCCAGCUUCCGGACCCCGGAGGACGACUUCAAGGCCGAGGAGCUGCUCAAGCGCAAGCAAAUGUCACACGGCCGCACAGAAUCCACCACGAACCUGCGGCGCGCCUUCACGGGGAAGAAGAAGUCGUGGGACUACAAGGUCGUCUUCGACACCCUCGACAAGCACGUCGCCGACCGCGGAUCGCCCGGUGUGGCGGAGGCUCUCAUCACACAGCUCGUCUCGUCCGGCGGCGACGUCAACAUGGCGCAAAAGGCAAAGACGAGCAUCCUGCCUCGAAGGAAAAGUCUCGACAGCUUCGGCGAGCGGAGUAAGUUGCUGCAGCACGCCGUGCACAAUGGCCAGAUCGACAUGAUUCAGGUCCUGUUGCCGCACGCCGACACAUUUGCCCUGGACGCCUCAUUACCGGUCGCCAUGCAGUCUGAAAACGUAGAGGUCGUCGAACUUCUUCUACGCUACGGCGCCGGGGUGGCGCAUAGCCCCGAGGCUCAGGACUCGUUCCGCCAGGCGUGCGCGGCGGGCGGGCAGGCGGAUCUGGUAGGGAUUGUCCUCCGGUCUGAGGGCCGGCCACCGACUUCGUGGCUCUCGCAGUGUAUGGUGGACGCGACCAAGGCAGGGUGUUUGGAAACGGUGCUUCAACUCAGUCGAUCCAAUGCCGACGGCGACUACAACCAGGCGGAGGCGCUCAAAGUCGCGAUUAGCCAGGGACGUCACGACAUUGCUCUCGCGAUUCUCAUGGGAAACCAUCCGCCGAAACGCCCGGGACUGGACGAGGCUUUCUCAAAUUUGCUGGAUCACCCGUCGAUGAACCCAAGAGACAAGCUUGCCGUAGCCGAGCUACUGCUAUGCGCCGGCACAGACGGCGAUGCACCGGCCAUGGCACUCAUCCACGCCGCAGCAGCAGAAUUCCAAGACAUGGUCAGUCUUUUGGUCAAGUACGGGGUCUCAAUAGAGUAUCAGGACGCAAUGGCCAUACGGAAAGCCGUUCAGAAUGGACGGGUAGACGUGGCGCACAUCAUCCUCAGCGGCAAUGCGGAACUAAGUGCAACACAUGCCUCCGAGUGCGUCGAGCUCAUACCGAAAAACAUGGGCGUAGAAAGCCGUCGGUUAUUGUUGGAUUUGCUGUUACGGAGAGGGGCAAACGGGACAGCGCUACACGACAUGCUCAUUGAGGCGGCGGAGGCAGGCGACGUCGAUUCAGCCAAGCUUCUUCUCACAGCCGUCUUCCCUGGAGGACGUCCCAUUGCCGAACAUGAUGUGAAGAAGGGACCGAGAUCAAUGGUGUAUGAUCGCCACCAAACGGCAUCCGUCGACCAUAAGGGCGGUUUGGCUCUGCAGAUCGCAGUCAUGAGGAGUGAUGCGGCGAUGGCCAAGGAGCUUCUCAUGAGCAAACCAUCAAGCGACACACUAGCCCAAAUCUUCCCUCUCACCAAGACACUAUCACGAAAAAACAGGUAUCGAAUGGUGGAAUGUUUUCUCACGAGUGGUCUCGCUGGGCCCAUCGUUCACGACGCGUUACAAGAAGCCAUUGAUGAGGAGCCACCACAUCGCGAUGAAGACCUGAUCGGACUGUUUCUUAAGUACAAUACCGACAUCAACACCAACGAGGGCUCAGCUUUAGUAGCUGCUGUGGCGCAAAAGGACGUGAGGCUACUCAAUGCGCUGCUCAAGAAGAACGUGACGCCUCACACUGCCGCUGGUGUGCUACCCAGGAUCAUCGCGACUCAAGAUGCCAAGGCGAGGUUGGAUAUGGCGACAUUGCUUUUGACGUCGGUGCCGAACUUGGACCCGGUCAAGGUCUCUCAGGCCAUGCUCAACGCGUUGAACUAUCGGCCAGCUGAUCUCAAGCUUCUGCAAGUAUUGUUGGUGCAGGGGCAUGCCGAUGUCAACGUUGACAACGGCAUUGCCAUGGCUUCCGCAAUCCACAGCCAUGAUCCGCCGGUUCUCGAGACCUUGCUUAUGCACGGCAAACCUUCACACGCAACAGUCAGCAGGGCCGUCAGCGAGUUUGGGCAACUAAUCUAUUCAGAUACCAAGGCUGCCAAGCUUGAGAUUCUCUUGCAAAAGACAAAAGACAGGGCUCCCUUUAACGACGUCCUCGUGAAGGAGGUUCACGCUCUCCUUCAGACCCUUCCCGAACAUCGACAACUAUCCAUCGUCAAGGUUCUCCUCAGCGCCGGUGCCGAUGUUAACUCUCACAACGCCGCCGCUCUUUGCCAUGCCGUAGCCGCAAGCGACACGCAAAUCACCGAUCUUCUCUUCGCGGCCCGCCCGAACCCUGCAUCGCUUGCAUCGGCCUUACCCCACGCUCUGCGGAUCGCCGACCCGAUGGAUCGUCUCGAGUUCUCCCAGAAGUUGCUGGACGCGGGUGCGCCGAGCGCCGAGGUCAACAGAGCUCUCGGAUUCGCUAUCAACACGUACACGAACGACAUACCGCUGCUCCGAACCCUCUCUGCCAAGGCCAAUACGAGCGAUGGAGAGGCUCUGGUCUCAGCAGUCAAGAAGGAACGUCCUGAUAUCGUCCAACUCGUUCUAGCUCAAAAGCACCCUCUACCUGUGCUCAACGAUGCCUUUGCCGAGGCAGCUCUUUUGUCAAACCGAGAAGCAAGGGCAGCGAUAUGCGAAGUUUUGUUGCAGCAUGGCGCUUCGGGCUCCGUACUUUCGGAUGCCUUGCUUGCGGCAGCAGCGGACGGUGAUCUCGUCUUGGGUAAUCUCCUCGUCAGCCACGGGGCGCAGAUUGACGAGGAUGCCAUCGUGGAGGCCUGUCGCUCGGGCGCCGCCGAUGUUCUCAACAUGCUGCUCAGCGGCACCACAACACCCAAGCGAUCGACGAUCGAAAGGGGCUUCCAAGCCGCCACCGAGGUCGGCAACCUCAAGACGCGGGCCGCCAUCCUCGAGCCUCUUCUUAUCCACGGCGUAGAAGGUGAAGCACUCGACGCGCAGCUCGCAUCCGCGGUCCGAUUCGGCGAAGAAGGCGACGACCUGGUCAAGAUUCUACUAGAAGCCGGCGCGGACCCGAACUACAACAAGGGCGAGGCCAUCUGGGCGGCCACGAGGAGCGCCUACCUGAGCAGUCUGAAAAUGAUGCUGGGGUUGGUCGAACUCGGGACGCGGCUAGUGAGUAAACCAUCGAGCGCCUCGUUGAGAUCCAUUGCCUCCGCCAAAUCCCACGCUUCGUUAAAGGGGUCUAACAAGAAGAAGCAACACAAGCCCUCGCAUGCCACGCUUAAUAGGGCGCUGAGGGCUGCUUGGAAACUUAGUCGCGAACCCCGUGCCGCCGCGAUCGAUAUGCUGUUCCGGGCCGGUUUGCCUGUUUCCGACGACUUGCACGUAGUACUGAAUAACGCGAUUAACGAAGAGGAGCUCGACCUCAAGAUCAUCCGGUCUCUCCUCCGAUAUGGUGCCUCGCCGAUCGCCAACGACUGCCAGACCCUGGUCGACGCUACGAGGAGAGCCCUGGUAAAACCGCUUGCCUUCAUGCUCGAGUCCAAAAUCUUAUCGGCCGAUCUCAAUCUCGCCAUUCGAGAAGGGUUCACCCGGGAGAACACGGACGCCUGGUUCUCAGAAGCCGGCUUUACCAUCCUGCACAGCUUUUUGAAAAAGGGAGCCCACGGCGACGGUCUCAGCUCCGUCCUCACCCAGGUUGUCGAUCUGCCGUUAACCGAGAGCGAGCCCGAUAGCCUCGCACUCGCCAACGGCUUCGUCGACAUCCUGCUCGAUCACAAAGUUGACGUGAACUACGCCGACGGCAAGCUGUUGCAGUCAGCAGCCGCUGCGUGCAACUCCUUCUUGGUCAAGAGGUUACUAGAGAAAAAGCCCAAUACCGAGUCCAUAUCCCGAUCAUUUUACCGCAUCUUUGACAAUCCGGCCUCGGAAGACGACGCCCUUGAAUUAAUUACAAUGUUUACUGAAUACGCUGACGGGGAGACGAGGCUGGAUGUCAUGUACACGCCGCCGGACUCGCUGCCCCUGAUGUUCCUUGCCCUGCAGCAGCACCCGCGCUCGAUCCGGAUUACCAAGGCCCUCUUGGAUGCCGGAUACUACUACGAUCAGAUGAUGCCUUGCAAGGUGAUGGAAGACCUUGACGAGGAGGCUAUUACGCUCAUGAUGUGGGCGCUACUUCAGCCGCAGAAGAAGGUCAGCAGUGGCAUCGUGCAAAUGCUCAUCGAGACCGGUGCCAAGGUCAAUUUCGAGUCGAAGAUAUCCCAAUCUACGCCACUCAUGCUAGCUAUCCGAAACCGCCGACCCGAUGUCGUCAAAAUGCUGUUACUAGAAGGCGCAGAGGUGGAUGUGUGCGACGUGAAGGGCAACACGCCACUUACACUGUCGACCGAGGUUGGAGGGGACACAGCCAUCAAGAUGAUGUCCAACUUACUAGCUGCUGGCGCCUCGCGCAAUGAUGGAUCACUCCACAACUCUGCCCGCGAGCUGAACCUCUCAGCCUGCCAGGUCCUGGUACAGUACGGACACGAGCCCGAUUUCCCAAGUACACUUCACGGGGGCCGGAGUGCACUAGGAGAACUUGCCCGGCAUUGCGCAGACAACGGCGAACUCACUGCCGCGCGCCAGAAGCUUAUGGAAAGGGUCAUCAACUUCCUCAUCGAGGCUGGUUCCGACACAACCUUGAGAUCGGAAGGGAAGUCGAUCCUCCUCCUCGCUCUCGAGUCCCGGGACCCCCUAAUCACUUGUCGGACACUCCUCAAGGCGGGCAUGUGGAAGCACAUCAACAAAAAGUUCAACCACUACUCGGACGGCAAGAUGACCUACUCCCCAACAAUGUACGUCAUGCACGUCCUCCCCAAAUCAGACCAGCAAGACGCCCUCAUCAAGCUCCUCCGCGCCAACCGCGCCGAGGACGUCUACUACGCCAACAUGGGGCCCCAACCCGAAGGCGCCGUCGGCAUGCCGGAGGACGUCGAAGCCCAAGAACGCACCCGUCGCGCCCGCCUCGAUCGCAUCAACCUCGAGCAGGAAGACCACGCCCUCUCGAUCGCGCGCAACCGCGAGCUGGCGACGGUGCAAGCGCAAAUCUGGUCCGCGCAGGCGGAGCUCGAGGAUUCUAGACGGCAGCGCGUGGCGCAGGACGAGCUGGUGGCGCUCAACGAGCGCGCGCGCAUCGAGGAGGACCACUUCGCCGCCCAGAUGCGGCGUAAGCGCAAUGAGCGCAGCGCAGACCUGGAGCACCAGGCCGCGCUGACGGAGGCGAGCAUCACGCGGGCGCGGGCCGUGGAGCUGGCCGAGUCGGACCUGACGAUGGCGCGGCAGAGCAUGAUGCUCGAGUGGGAGAAGCAGAUUGCGACGGAGAAGGUCGACCAGGCCAAGACGCUGAGCGCGAUCCGCGUCGCGGAGAGGGAGGAUGUGGAUCGUCUGGACCGGGAGCAGGAGGAAAGGUUCCGGGCGCGGUUGGCGGAGCAGAGGAGGCUUGUUGACGGGCAGACGAACCUUGCGAGCCAGCUCACCAACGCGGGGGUUAAUGGGAGGAGGCAGAUUGGGUACAUCACUGGGGAGAUUAGAGAUUAAUCGAGGGGGGCCAUGGAUGGAUCUGUGAAGCUUGGCUCUAUGGCUUUCGAGACAUGGAGGUUUUGAGCGCGGGGGAUGAGCGUGGUCGUUGGUGGGCUAAGUCACAACUUCGGCUUACGGCUGCGACAAACACGUUACUGUGGUACUUCUGGCAACUGGCUUUCAGCAAAAUCAAAAAGUUAGAGAGGGAUACGGCUUGGAUAGGAAUAGGCGUUUGAUGGUUCUCCCACUCUUUAUUGGCGGGACGGGCGCAUAGCUGGGAUUCAAAUGGGGGCUCUAUCUUUAUCAAACCUAGGAUACACUUUGGGAAUUUGAAG
This is a messenger RNA of Colletotrichum scovillei, 7708 nucleotides long. RefSeq lists its product as uncharacterized. Gene Ontology annotation, molecular function: protein binding. The transcript has 2 exons. Lineage: Eukaryota; Fungi; Ascomycota; Sordariomycetes; Glomerellales; Glomerellaceae. The record is from RefSeq and is a predicted model, not a curated record. The coding region runs from base 1761 to 7391 and encodes 1876 amino acids.